CCUGCCUCCUCCCUGGCACACUCGCUCAUCCCCAAGCACCCACUUCCGGUGUUGUGCGGCUGGGCGGCGGGUGGGGGGCCAGGAGGCCAAGCAGGCGCCCCCUCGCUAGCCCCGCCGGCUUAGAGCCCCAGAGGCCCAUCUGUCCACACACUGGGGCCCUCGAAUGGUCCUUGGAGGGGCUCAGAGGCACGCCUCCGCCCUCAGGAGCCCAAGCCCCGCCCCCUGGGGACGAAGCCACGCCCCCAGGAGCCCCCCACGCCUCAGGCCCCGCCCCCAAGAGCCUCCCCAGUCAAGCACAGUCUGCCCCAGAAUUGGACCCCUGGAAUUGGGACCUCUGCCCCCCAAAACAGGGGCAUCCUGACCCCUUAAAUCCCUCUAGCCCCCCAAGAUAGGGGGCUUCUCAACCCCUCAAUCCAUCCCUACCCCCAAAAUAGGGAUCUUCUGAACCACCAAAACCUUGAGCCCCCCAAAAUAGAGACCUUCUGAAACCCCCCCAUCCAUCCCUACCCCAGAAUAGGGAUCUUCUUACCUCUCCCUCAAAUCCUUCUCCCCCCCCAAAAUAGGGAUCUCAAUCCCUAAUCCAUCUCCACCCAAAAAUAAGACAUCCUCACCUCCUAAAUCUCUCUGCUCCCCAAAAUAGGGAACUAAACCCCUCCCCCCCCCCAAAAAAUAAGGGCCUCCUCACCCCUUAAAUCCCCCUCCCCCAAUAGAGAUCUUUUCACCCCCAAAUCCCUCUGCUCCCCCCCAAAUAGGUCUCUUCUCAUCCCCCAAAUCCCUCUCCACCCCAAAAUAGGGCCCUUCCCACCCCCUAAAACCCUAUUCUCCCCACAAUAGGGGUCUUCUUGCCUCCUAAAUCCCCCUGCUCCCCGAAAUAGGGACCUUCUCACUAAUUUGGUGGGGACAAAAUCCCCCUACCUUUAUUUGAGGGAGGCCUCACUUUCCUCCUCCCCAUAACUGGUCCCCAUAAAGAGGGUGAGGUGUGGGGAACCAUUUCAGGGAAGGUGAAGGGGGCUUAGGAGGUAUUAAAUAUCCCCCUUCUCCCCCAAAACCUUCCCCCUUUGCCCCCCACAAACCCCCUCCUCAUAGUCCCCUGAAGAGAGCUUAGGGGGGUGAGUGUGGGGCUUCCCCAUAGAUCUCACCCCCCACGACAACAACAAGGAGGCGUGUUGUCGCGGAAGAGGGAGCGAAGGGGUGCCCUGGCCCACCCGCCGGACCCCCAACUGCCCGCCAUGGAGAUGCAGAAGGGGAAAGGGGGUGCAGCAGCCGCAGCAAGUGGUGGAGGAGGAGGAGGAGGAGGCGGUGGAGGUGGAGGUGGAGGAGGAAGCGGCUCAGGAGGGAAGUUGUUCAUCUACACCAGCUUGGAUGCCAAGGAUGAGUUAGAGGAGAAGCUUGAAAGAUGCAUGGCUACUGUCACAUCCCUCACAAGCGGAGUAUCGGAGAGAGAAGCCAAUGACGCCCUGAAUGCUCAUGUAUGUAAAGGAGCCCCCCAGCAUGAGGAGAUAUGCCUGGGACUCUUCACCCUGAUCCUCACAGAACCUGCUCAGGCACAGAAGUGUUACCGGGACCUGGCCCUUGUGAGCCGAGAUGGCAUGAAUGCCGUGUUGACCAAGAUGAAUCAGCUUCUGAUGGAAAAAUACCUGAAGCUGCAAGAUUCGUGUCGGACUCAGCUGGUUUGGCUGCUGCGGGAGAUGGUGAGGAGUGGGAUCCUUGGCAUAGACGGGAUCUGCAUGACCUACAUGAAGCAGAUUGCAGGUGGAGAUGUGACUGCAAAGAAUAUCUGGCUGGCAGAGAACAUCUUGGACAUGCUCACAGAACAGAGGGAGUGGGUGCUGAAGAGCGCCAUGCUGAUUGCCAUGUCGGUGUAUACCUACCUGCGCCUCAUUGUCGACCACCAUGGCUCCCCACCGCUCCAAGCUCUGAGGCAGAAAGAGGUGGAUUUUUGCAUCUUUUUGCUCCGAGACAGGUUUAUGGAUUGUUUCAUGAUUGGCCGAGACCUGGUAAGGCUCCUGCAGAACGUUGCAAGGAUACCUGAGUUCGAGCAGCUCUGGAAGGACAUUAUCCACAACCCACAGGCUCUGAGCCCACAGUUCACAGGUGUGUUGCAGCUUUUGCAGUCUCGGACAUCGCGGAAGUUUCUGGCCUGCCGUCUCACACCAGAUAUGGAGACGAAGUUGCUCUUCAUGACGUCUCGUGUGCGCUUUGGCCAACAAAAGCGCUAUCAGGACUGGUUCCAGCGGCAAUACCUGUCCACCCCAGACAGCCAGUCCUUGCGCUGCGACCUCAUCCGCUACAUCUGUGGGGUGGUCCACCCGUCCAACGAAGUGCUGAGCUCCGACAUCCUCCCUCGGUGGGCCAUCAUCGGCUGGCUGCUCACCACUUGCACGUCCAAUGUUGCUGCUUCAAAUGCCAAGCUUGCCUUGUUUUAUGACUGGCUUUUCUUCAACCCAGAGAAGGACAGCAUCAUGAACAUAGAGCCUGCCAUCCUGGUCAUGCAUCAUUCCAUGAAACCCCACCCGGCCAUCACCGCCACCCUUCUGGACUUCAUGUGUCGGAUCAUUCCUAACUUUUAUCCCGCUCUGGAGACUCACGUGAGACAAGGCGUCUUCAACUCCCUCACCCACAUCGUGGAGAAGCGAGUCCUGGCGCACCUAGCUCCUCUCUUUGACAACCCCAAGCUGGACAAGGAGCUCCGGGCCAUGCUGAGAGAGAAAUUCCCAGAGUUCUGCAGUUCUCCUUCACCUCCCGUUGAAGUCAAAAUCGAGGAGCCUGUGUCCAUGGAGAUGGAUAACCAUAUGUCUGACAAAGAUGACAGUUGCUACGACCACGCAGAGGCUGCCUUUAGUGAUGAUGAAGAGGACUUGAACAGCAAAGGGAAAAAGAGGGAAUUCCGGUUCCAUCCGAUCAAGGAAGCUGUUGUUGAAGAGCCAGUGGACAUCACGCCUUUCCUGGAUCAGUUGGACGAAUCGCUGAAAGAUAAAGUCCUUCUCUUGCAGAAAGGGAGUGAUACGGAAGCUCAGUGUGAGGUCAUGCAAGAAAUCGUGGACCAAGUCUUGGAGGAGGACUUUGACCAGGAGCAGUUGUCGGUCUUGGCUUCCUGUUUGCAGGAGCUCUUCAAGGUGCACUUUCGUGGGGAGGUUCUACCAGAAGAAAUUACAGAAGAAUCUCUAGAGGAAUCUGUGGGGAAGCCACUUUACCUAAUAUUUAGGAACCUCUGCCAGAUGCAGGAGGAUAACAGCAGCUUCUCCGUGCUUCUCGAUCUCUUGUCUGAGCUCUACCAGAAGCAACCCAAGAUUGGUUACCACCUUCUGUAUUAUUUAAAAGCCAGCAAAGCGGCGGCUGGGAAGAUGAACCUCUAUGAGUCCUUUGCCCAGGCCACCCAGCUGGGCGACUUGCACACUUGCCUGAUGAUGGACAUGAAGGCCUGCCAGGAGGAUGACGUCCGGCUUCUCUGCUACCUCACUCCAUCCAUAUAUACAGAGUUUCCAGAUGAGACCCUGCGGAGUGGGGAGCUGUUGAACAUGAUUGUGGCCGUCAUUGACUCAGCUCAGCUCCAGGAGUUGGUUUGCCAUGUCAUGAUGGGCAACUUGGUGAUGUUCCGGAAGGAUUCAGUCCUGAACAUUUUGAUUCAGAGUUUGGAGUGGGAGACGUUUGAGCAAUACUGCACCUGGCAGCUCUUUCUGGCCCAUAACAUACCCUUGGAGACCAUCAUCCCCAUCCUUCAGCACCUCAAGUAUAAAGAACACCCCGAGGCUCUUUCCUGCUUAUUACUCCAGCUGAGACGAGAGAAGCCAAGCGAAGAGAUGGUGAAGAUGGUGCUGAGCCGGCCGUGCCACCCAGACGACCAGUUCACCACCAGCAUCCUCCGGCACUGGUGCAUCAAGCACGAUGACCUCUUAGCCGAGCACAUCAAGUCCCUCCUGAUUAAAAACAACAGCCUGCCAAGGAAGCGCCAAAGCCUACGCAGUUCCAGCAGCAAACUUGCCCAGCUAACCUUGGAGCAGAUCUUGGAACACUUGGAUAACCUGCGCCUGAACCUCACCAACACCAAGCAGAACUUUUUCAGCCAAACCCCAAUCCUUCAAGCCUUGCAGCAUGUCCAGGCCAGCUGUGACGAAGCCCACAAGAUGAAGUUCAGUGACCUCUUCUCACUGGCCGAGGAAUACGAAGACUCCUCCAGCAAGCCCCCUAAGAGCCGGAGGAAAGUCACCAGCUCCAGCCCCCGGAGCCGGAAGAACGCGGCCCAGCCAGUCAACAACGAGGAAGAGUCGGCUUCUAGCAGUGCCUCGGAGGAGGAAGACACCAAACCGAAACCCACAAAGCGGAAACGGAAAGGUUCCUCAGCUGUUGGCUCAGACAGUGACUGAAGGGGCACGUGGGUGGGUAGGUGGGCGAGAGUGACUCCAUGCCCAUCUGCCACGCCAAUCUGCCCCGUUGCUGGCGUAACCCGAGGCAACUGCAAGCGAGAGACUUGACCUGGAAUAAAGCUAAACAGACGCUGCCACCAGCCAGGACAGUGCUCUCUCAGACAACGCGUCCAUGGACCUCAGAUACUCAGGCAGCCCCCUUUCCCAAACAUCGGUGCCUCCUCAGCUGCUGCCUCCUCCAUUGCUCUCCACCUUGGGCCUCAUCACCUCCCGCCUUGUCCUUCUCUCUUUGUAUGAUGGCACCUGAGAAAAGGGAUUAUUUUUCCAGCAGUUGAUCCCCUACACCCCAACCUUACCCUCAUGAUCUUGACUGUGAGGGUCACCUCAGCUGGAGAAGCAGCCAUGAGAAACUAUCGGGGAUCAGAGAGACUGCUGUCUAUCUCCCCUGUCUGAAAUGUAAAUAAAUAGUGUGAACCGGGGCUCUCCGCCGUUGUUGCUUCCGGCCAGGGAGGUCGAGGCUGGCAGGGGGAACUGCGGGGAAUGGAGUAAACUGCCUUGCCAGGUCCAUUUUUUUCCUGGCCAUCCACCAUUUGUCCAGAGCACAAGAGAACCAUUUUUAAAGCUAUCACAUCUCCUUGGCCCUUUGGAAGUGAAGGGGGAAAGAUCCUUGCUGUUUUCUCCACGUGGAGAGUAUUCCAGGAACCAGGCAAGCCUCAUACACUCCUCCACCCCAACCCUCUGGGUCUCACAGCCUUGGGGCUUGGCUUUCUAUAGCCCCCUUGCCCUGCUCCACCUGGGAUCCCACAGUUGGAAGGAUUUGCCACCUCAUGUCUACCCCUGCCACUAUGAAACCCCAGCCAUACAACCACUACCGGCACCGACUGAAUUAACUCUCCCUUCUGGCCACAAUCCUUGUGGCUAGUGGCCAGCCUGGAAAAAUAGCCACCCUUCCUCCUGCAAUACACUCUCGGAGGCGCUUACCUUCAGGGUUUGGGGGUGGUUGGAACAACCGACACGGCAACAGGCGAGCAAAAUGAAAUGGUAGUUAUAUUUUUAAUUCCCCAUCUCCCUGCUGAGAGAUUAUCAUUUUUAAGUGAUUUUUAAAAGAGACAAUAAUAAACGCGACAUGAUUUUGUACAAGCCA
Messenger RNA from Sceloporus undulatus (fence lizard), 5508 nucleotides. It is a transcript of the gene INTS3, whose product is annotated as integrator complex subunit 3. Gene Ontology annotation, cellular component: cytoplasm. The coding region runs from base 1230 to 4364 and encodes 1044 amino acids. The transcript has 30 exons. The record is from RefSeq and is a predicted model, not a curated record. NCBI's taxonomy places the organism in Eukaryota, Metazoa, Chordata, Lepidosauria, Squamata, Phrynosomatidae.